Messenger RNA from Zonotrichia leucophrys gambelii, 1028 nucleotides. It is a transcript of the gene PTN, whose product is annotated as pleiotrophin. Gene Ontology annotation, cellular component: extracellular region. The record is from RefSeq and is a predicted model, not a curated record. Bases 297 to 794 code for a protein of 165 amino acids. The transcript has 5 exons. Lineage: Eukaryota; Metazoa; Chordata; Aves; Passeriformes; Passerellidae. Gene Ontology annotation, molecular function: growth factor activity.
GGCCCCUGCGCAUCACACGAGGGGGCAGCGCGGCAGCUCGCUCGCUCUGCCCCGCGCCCGCCUGCCUUCCCUCCUCUCGCCGCCUCGCCGCAGCCCGGGCUCCGCCGAGUCGAGGCGCGGAUCAGGUUCCCUGCCUGCAGUAUAAAAACCUCGGCAGAAAGCUCCGGCAGGGGAGAGAGCGGAGCCGGGCGUGAGGAGCGCAGGGACGCGCGGCGGCAGAAGCGGCCGCUGCUCACCGGGAACGGUCGCGGCUCGCCCCUUUCCGUUGCGGGAGAAGCGCUUUCUGCCGCCACAAAAUGCAGCAGCAGCAGCAGCAACGUCGAAUGUUCACAGCUGCCCUCCUGGCACUCGUUUUCCUUCUGGCAGCUGUGAGUACCACUGAGGCUGGCAAGAAAGAGAAACCAGAGAAAAAGGCGAAGAAGUCUGACUGUGGGGAAUGGCAGUGGAGUGUGUGCGUGCCCACCAGCGGUGACUGCGGCCUGGGGACACGCGAGGGCACCCGCACUGGAGCUGAGUGCAAACAAACCACCAAGACUCAGAAGUGUAAGAUUCCCUGCAACUGGAAGAAGCAAUUUGGAGCGGAGUGCAAGUACCAGUUCCAGGCCUGGGGAGAAUGUGACUUGAACACGGCCCUGAAGACUCGGACCGGGAACCUAAAGAGAGCCCUCCAUAAUGCUGACUGCCAGAAGACUGUCACAAUCUCAAAGCCCUGCGGGAAGCUUACCAAACCCAAACCUCAAGAAUCCAAGAAGAAGAAAAAGGAAGGCAAGAAACAAGAGAAGAUGCUGGAUUAAUGGAGUCAACUCGGGCAAUGUGAGAAAGGGACAUCAGCAAACAUGAUCAGUUAACAGUUUCAUUUAUACCUAGGCAUCUUAUCCUAAAAUUAUUUAUAGCUUAAUGGUACCAUAGAAGGAAAAAAGCAAACACAGAAAAAAAAUCUUUUUUUUUUUUUUAUAUUACUUUAGUAUUUUUAAUGUAUAACCCUAACAACAAUUUUUAGAGGCCUGUAAUAAAGGACUCCAAACUCA